AUGCGCUGUAUAUUGAGUUUUGCGCGCGGGACCACAAGGAAGUCUCAGAACAGUGUGUGUCUGCUGUACCUGCUCCACAGUGUUAAUAACAUUCACAUCUGACUCUAUUAGCAAAAUAACAAGGGACCAGAAUGUGGAACCAGGGAGGAUAUAAUGAUUCCAGCACUGGUGGAGGCUACACUCAGUCUCCAGGGGGCUUUGCAUCACCUGCUGCAUCCCAGGGAGGAGAGAAGAAAGGGAGAACCCGUGCCUCGCAGAUAAUCCCCUGCACAGUGUCUCAACUGAUGUCGGCCUCCCAGGCUGACGAGGCCUUCAAAGUAGGAGAGGUGGAAGUUGCCCAGGUUACCAUCGUGGGUAUCAUCAGGAGCACAGACAAAUCCAUGACCAACAUACAGUACAAAGUCGACGACAUGACCGGUGCUCCCAUGGAUGUGAAGCAGUGGGUGGACACAGAGGACCCCAGUGUGGACAGCACUGUCCUGCCUCCAGGCACAUAUGUCAAAGUCUCUGGCAAUCUGCGCUCCUUUCAGAACCACAGAUCUGUCGUGGCAUUUGGAGUCAGGUCCCUGGAGGACAUGAAUGAAAUAACCUCGCAUAUGCUGGAGGUUGUUCAAGCUCACCUGGCGCUCAGCAAACCUCAAACCAUGUUGAGUGCUGGCGGAGGAAUGAGCAGUGAUGUCACGCCUAUUUCACGACCGGCCAUGGAAAGCAGGGGAGGGAGCUAUGCAGGCGCUAGCGACAUGGGCAACAAUGGGUUAAGCGCAAACCAGAAUCAGGUGCUGAGUUUGAUAAGAGGCUGCCCAGACCCACAGGGCAUCAGCAUUCAGGACCUGAAGCAGAGACUAAGUGUCAUGAGUAUGGCUGUCAUAAAGCAAGCAGUGGAAUUCCUAAGCAACGAGGGUCACAUCUUCUCUACCAUCGACGAAGAUCACUACAAAUCAACAGACAACGAUGAUUAGACUCCUUCAUGUUUUGGCACCAGUUAUUUGAGUUUCAGUCUGAUACUAGUCAAUAUUAUAUUGAGUUAUAAUGUUAUAACUCAAAUCUAUCAACUAAAUUACAUCCUCUCUGCCCUGAGUGACUCCCUGAGAAUCCUUCUCUGUUAAGGUUCUGUGGUUGAUGGUAGUUUAAGGAACAUGUGGUUUAGGUUUGAUGAGACCUUUUUCUGCGUACACAUCCUGUCAUUCUGAGGUUGUUUUCGCUAUUUUGCAAGUCCCAAAGGUGUUGCUGUUGAAGAAGCCGUUGUUGGCAGUUAAUAUUGUUAUUCUGUAUUUCGCAACUCCAUUGUAAAGCAUUUUGUAAUUUUAAAUAUUUAGAAACGUCAGUACUCACUAUAUUUUUUCACUAUGUAACUUUACUUUUGCCGAAAUUAAAAGAUUAUCCAAAAUACAGUCGGGUCGUCUAC
Anoplopoma fimbria (sablefish) is the source of this 1405-nucleotide messenger RNA. RefSeq names its product replication protein A2 (gene rpa2). Gene Ontology annotation, molecular function: DNA binding. NCBI's taxonomy places the organism in Eukaryota, Metazoa, Chordata, Actinopteri, Perciformes, Anoplopomatidae. The transcript is spliced from 9 exons. Gene Ontology annotation, cellular component: chromosome, telomeric region; DNA replication factor A complex; nucleus. The record is from RefSeq and is a predicted model, not a curated record. Gene Ontology annotation, biological process: DNA replication; double-strand break repair via homologous recombination; nucleotide-excision repair. Bases 132 to 959 code for a protein of 275 amino acids.